Prunus avium (sweet cherry) is the source of this 761-nucleotide messenger RNA. The record is from RefSeq and is a predicted model, not a curated record. NCBI's taxonomy places the organism in Eukaryota, Viridiplantae, Streptophyta, Magnoliopsida, Rosales, Rosaceae.
UUCUGGGAAAGCACAAAUCAAUCCGUCAAGCAAAUUACGGCCAGUUGCCACCAAACCCACCUAGCAAGCCGGUGCAAUCCGGCGCCGUUUUGUACUCCUCAGUGCUCAUGAGUGCGAGUGUCUGAGUUUGACCAAUCUCUCUCCACUAGAAUUCAGAGAGAAGAAGAAGCAGCAAUGUUACACGAGUUGCUACUUGCACUGUUGGGCUACACCGGCGAUCUGAUAAUCGACGAGAGAGAGCAUUCCAAGUCUCUCGGCGUCGACGCUCCCAUUUCCGAUGAGCCUACUUUCAAACUCGCUCCCGAUAUCUCCUUCAUUCAACCCAGCGAAAGGGAUCUUAUAGAGAAGAUCACCACAUUAGGGUUUUACUAUCGGGAGCUUGACCGCUUUUCCGUCAGGUCUCGGAAUUUAAGUUGGAUAAGGGCUGCAAAUGCGAGUUCUUUAGCCUCCGACUUGUCCAAGCCCAAAGCUGAAAAGCCGAGUCCGAGUGUGUAUCGUAGGGCAAUUGCCAAUGGCAUUGUUGAGAUACUCUCGGUCUAUAGGUCUGCUGUUCUCCACAUUGAGCAGAAAUUGUUGUCCGAAACUGUCCCCAUAUUGGCAACUGUAACUCAGGGCCUCAAUAAGUUUUUUGUGCUCUUGCCGCCUCUGUAUGAGCUUGUUCUGGAGAUUGAGCGCGAUGACAUUCGUGGCGGUCAGCUUCUGAACCUUUUGCACAAACGAUGCCAUUGUGGAGUGCCCGAGUUGCAAACAUGCAUUCAGAG